AAAGUGAAUAAAUCACAGAAGAGGUAUUUUCUUUUAUCCUCUUCGAAACUACCGGCGCCAACUCACGAAACCCUCACUCGAAAGGCUCUUCGUCUCUAUCUUUCUCCGACGGACGAAGCAUCCCGAUCUCGAAUUGGAACUAGGGCAUAAUUGGGGAAUUUUGUUCCGUCUGCAAGCUACAGGCCUUUUACGUCAGAGUAGUUUUCUUUUCUCAAGUGUUGAUCCCCAAGCUUCAAGAUGCCAGCCACAGCUGGAAGAGUUCGCAUGCCUGCGAACAAUAGGGUACACAGUAGUGCUGCCCUACAGACGCAUGGUAUAUGGCAAAGUGCAAUUGGGUAUGACCCAUAUGCACCAAACAAGGAUGAUAACAAGAGUUCUGCACAACAAAACACAGCUAGCUCUGAACCAGAAGCAGAGAAUGCAUAUGCUAGCUUUCAGGGUCUUCUUGCACUUGCUCGCAUAACUGGUUCCAAUGCCAAUGAGGUUCGUGGUGCUUGCAAGAGGUGUGGACGUGUUGGACACCUUAGUUUUCAGUGUAGGAAUUUUUUGAGUGUUAAGAAUGAUAAGGAGAAAGACCCAGAAGCUAUCCAGGCUGAUGUUAUGUCGGAGCUGGAUAAAUUAAAAGGAAAUAUAGGUAAGGGAAAUGGAAAAGGUGCAGUUGAGAGUGACGAGGAGAGUGAGGAGGAAGAGAGUGAAAGCUCUGACUCGGAUGCUGAUUCAGAGAUUGAGAGGAUUAUUGCUGAAAGGGAAGGGAAAAGAACUAGUAAGAAACGGUCACUGAAAAGAAAGGAUGAUUUGGUUGAUGAUGGAUCAGGUUCUGAUUCAAGAGAGAAAAAGAGGGGGAGGUCAAAAAGGAGGAGCAGAAGAAGAGAAUCCAAUGACUCAGAUGACAGCAGAAGGAAGAGGAGAAAGGAGAAGCACAGGAAAAGAGACGAUUCAUCAGAUGAGGGAGAAACAAUUAAGCGACGUCAUAGGAAGAGUAGAAAAGAAAAGAGAAGGAGAAGAAGCCAUAGGUAUUCUGAUGACUCGGAUUCUGACACAUCUGAGGAAUCUCAUCGAAGGCACAAACACAAGAGUCAGAAGGCUGCAUCGCUAACUGAUUCUGAAGAUAGCAGCUCUGUUGAUACAAGGGGCCGAGCCAGGAAGCGCUCUGAGAAGAGAAGCAGGAAACAUCGUUACGAGGAGGAUGAGUAGUCCUAUCUGGUCAAGUUAUCAGGACCAAGCCAAAUGGUCUUCAGAAUUGUUGGGAGAUGAGAUGGAUAUCGUGAUCCUUUCUGGUAGCUAUGGAUUUACCCAUAAUAAACCCAGCCAUGGUUGUCACUGAAGUUUAUUGUGGUACUGCAUUCAUGUGAACUGUAUUUGUUGUGUGCAUUUUCAUUCUGUAUAUUAUGCUUAUUUCCGAACUAGAGUGUGAAAUGAAUUAUCGAAAUAUUGAAUAGUUUGUUCGGGAGGCCAAAGGGAACAUAUCUUCUUUCCAAA
Cucurbita moschata (crookneck pumpkin) is the source of this 1479-nucleotide messenger RNA. RefSeq names its product CAX-interacting protein 4. The transcript has 3 exons. Lineage: Eukaryota; Viridiplantae; Streptophyta; Magnoliopsida; Cucurbitales; Cucurbitaceae. The coding region runs from base 238 to 1194 and encodes 318 amino acids. Gene Ontology annotation, molecular function: nucleic acid binding; zinc ion binding. The record is from RefSeq and is a predicted model, not a curated record.